AUGUUGAUCAAAUUCAUUUUUCCAUCAUUAAGAUCAAAUACAAAUCAAGAAGUUUGUCGUAUUCAUUAUAAUCGAUCUUUCAAAUCAUUAAAUAUGGAUUGGAUUGCUAAAGCUAUAUUUCAGAUAACUAAUUUAAAACGUGAUACAAUAUUUAGUCUUUAUUAUUAUGGUGAUAACAAAUUUGUGCAAAUCACAAAAAAAUCAUGUUUGAAAACUAUGGCUAAAUAUUUUAAUGAUAAUGGUCAAAUCUGUCGAAUUUACACUAUACCUCAUUUGUAUUCUGAUUCAAAGCCAUUGAAUUCAUUUUUCAAUUUUUGUAAAGCUGAUGAAUUACCAAAUAUUUUAAUACAACCACCAACUAUUGAACAUAAAACAUUAAAUAAUACAUGGUUACAAACUCCAUGUAAAUUAUGUGAAAAAUUGAAAUGGUCAGGUGAACGUUAUACUUGUUUAUUUUGUUCAAAUAUAGUUUUAUGUAAAGAAUGUUUUUAUACAGGGUAUCAUAAUGAACAUCCUAUUUUAUGUACUCGUAAUAAUAAAUUAUUUUCACAAAAAUUAUUACAAUGUUCACGUUUAGCUGUAGCAUCAGUACCAUGGAAGAAUACAUUACCAAAAGUAUAUAAAGAUCCUAGAAAUGAUGAAAGAAUAAGACAAACAAUAAAUAUAGAGAAUAAUUAUUUCAAUCAAAAUGAUAAAAUUUCAAAUAAUGAAAAACAAAAUAAACGAAUAAUAUUGUUUAAAAAAACCGCUUAA
Molecule: messenger RNA, 753 nt
Organism: Schistosoma rodhaini
Lineage: Eukaryota; Metazoa; Platyhelminthes; Trematoda; Strigeidida; Schistosomatidae
Source: the annotation of a GenBank genome assembly